AUGUCGGGAGUGCAAGGCGGCAAGCAGGCUAGUGGGCGUGAAAGCCUUGUGCAGCAGCAUGCCGUCCUGCAAAAGCGCAAGCGAACGCGUCCUGCAGCAUUUUGGAAUAGUGGUUGGAGUAAGGUGUCGGCGCUGGCCAACCCGGAUGCUUUGCCGAGCGGCGGCCAGGACAAGGAGGAGGAGAUUCAGGAACUUGACGAGAUCCUCAAGUUCAAUCAGAUAGCCCUCUCUGACAUCGACAGCAGCGAGGCUCAGGUCAGAGUGAACUCGGAUUCUCAGCGCUCAGGCCUCUGGCUGCUGGCUAGCUUCAUAAACCACUCUUGCUGCCCCAAUGUGCAGCGGGUGAUCCUGCACGAUCGUAUGGUGGUGCGGGCCGCACAAGAUCUGCAGGCGGGCGAGGAGUUGGUCGACAGCUACGUGCAGGUCCUUCAGCCUGUUCAUCGCCGCCGUUCUGAGUUGGAGCGUUCCUACCGCUUCCGUUGCAAUUGCGACCGCUGCGUUCUGGAGUCCGAGCUUCUAGACGGCCAAAAGGUGCAGGCACUGCUUGAAAGAGCUGCGGGCAUGGCUGGGAGGCCUUCGGCAGAUGGAGUGGCGGAGUGGCACCUUGUGGAGGCGGCGGAGACCCUUGUGGCAGCAGCACUUUCUGGCGCUGGGGCCACAGCCUGGGCUGCGGACGAUAAGUCGCCUGCUCAGGAGCUGCUGCUGGCGAGCUUCUCCCCACUCUUCCGCACUUUGGCCCCGGCCCUGCAGAGUGGUUUUGCAGCAUCUUCAGCCAGGUUGCACGUGGCCCUGCGUGUGUGGCAGCGCUUCCACGAUGUGGUGGCAGCAGUGCUACCAGGCUCCGAAGUGCUCUGUGCCGUGAGUAGCUCCUUGUUCUGCACGGCCCUCCUCCUGCGACAGAAUCCUGGCGCGUGCCGGCAGGAACUGGCAAUAGCUUUGUGGGCCUGCCACCAGGCUUAUGGCGGUGGGGUGAAGGUCUGGCAGAUCUGGCACAGGAAGCUCUUCCCGCCUGCGGCGCUGCGGGCGGCAGAGGUUGUGUGGCACGAGGAAUUGGCCAGGCACCCUCCAGCCUCCGCGACACCACCGCUUCCAGGAAUAGACCUCCAUGCGAUGGAUUAG
Molecule: messenger RNA, 1119 nt
Organism: Symbiodinium pilosum
Lineage: Eukaryota; Dinophyceae; Suessiales; Symbiodiniaceae
Source: the annotation of a GenBank genome assembly